This is a messenger RNA of Spathaspora passalidarum NRRL Y-27907, 2481 nucleotides long. RefSeq lists its product as uncharacterized. Gene Ontology annotation, cellular component: cytoplasm; mRNA cleavage factor complex. Gene Ontology annotation, molecular function: RNA polymerase II complex binding; mRNA binding. The transcript has a single exon. Gene Ontology annotation, biological process: termination of RNA polymerase II transcription. The coding region runs from base 18 to 1646 and encodes 542 amino acids. NCBI's taxonomy places the organism in Eukaryota, Fungi, Ascomycota, Pichiomycetes, Serinales, Debaryomycetaceae. The record is from RefSeq and is a predicted model, not a curated record.
AUCUUACUUACAGCAUCAUGUCAGAUAUCCUCGAAUCGUACCAGCAAACACUUAGUGAGCUCACAUUCAACUCCCGUCCCAUAAUAGAAACAUUAACCACAAUAGCCAAGGAGAAUCCCACGGUGGCCGAUGGUAUCAUAGACUUAAUAACACAAAGAAUCCGCCGGGCAAUUCCUCAACAUAAACUAUUUGCAUUAUAUUUGCUUGACUCAAUUUGCAAAACCGUGGGUAAUCCUUAUAAUAUUCUUGUAGGAUAUGAUGUCUAUAAUUUGUUUAUUGAUGUAUGGAAAGUGGUUGAUGAAGCUACAAGAACUAGAUUAGUGGCAUUAUUUGAGACUUGGAAAAUUCUGAAAGUUAGAGGUGGUGGUGAGCUGUUGUUCCCCAGAGACCAAUUGGAUAAAGUUGAAGGGUUUUUAAAGAAAGUGGGGAAACUUACAUCAGCACCUACACAAUCACAACUGCAAAAGAGUCAACUGGGUCCAGUGCUUAGUAAUAGUAAGUUAAUUUCUGAUAUCAACCAAUUAAUUCCAAUAUUUGAAGCUAAACUUAAACGUACUAAUGAUUCUAAACUCAAUGAUAAAUUCAGGGCGUUAAACCAAUUAAAAAUUAUCUUGACUAACCAACAAAUGAAACCACAAGAAUUACAAGCAGUUCAGAAUCAACUUAAUGCAAUUAAGGAACAAGAAUUGUCACCUGCGCCGCCAUCCUUACCUCCUAUACCUCCAAAACCAGUAAUCCACCAACAACAUCAACAGCAACAGCAACAGCCUCCACAACCUCUUCAACCAAUAGUAAAUGCCAGUCAAAUAUUUAACGACCUUAUUCUCUCGGGUCUAGUCAAGAAAGAACAAGAACCAAUUCCAGGUUCAAAACCUAAUUAUACAUUAGUAUUCCCUACUAUUAAAUAUGUUCCUAAAACAGAAAUUCCAGGAGUUGAUGUGCUUGCCGAUAUCCUUAAUCCUAACAGCAACAUUCAACGAUCUGAAUAUCAAAAGUUGAAAUUUGGGGAAUUGGUUCAAAUUUCCAAAGCUAUCAGCGGUGAUGAUAACAGCUUACAAAAAUUCAUAAAUACAAAUAAACCUAGUCAUUCCUCAGUUCAACUUUUGUACAAUUCCAAAGCCAGCAAAUGUUCAAUUUGUGGUAAAAGAUUUAGUACUGAUCAAGAAGGAUCCACCAAGAAACGUCUUCAUUUGGAUUGGCAUUUUAGAAUCAAUAAGAAAUUAACAGGUACGGGUUCUGGUGCAACUGGAACUGGUGGGGGCGUUGUAUCCAACGUUCAAUCCAGAAGCUGGUACUUGGAUGAUUACGAUUGGGCUAACUUCAAAGAUGAGCAAUUGUUGGAAUUUGCUACUCCUGAAGUGGCUCAAACUGCAACAAUCAAUUCGAAUAUACCGAGUGGAGUUGUUCCAUAUGUGGUUGUUCCUUCAGCCGAUACCAAUAUGAAUAAUAAAUGUUUGAUCUGUUUAGAACAAGUCAAGGCUAGUUAUAAUGAUGAAAUUGGGGAGUGGUGUUGGAUGGGAUGUAUAAAGAGUCCAAAUGACUCCAAGAACUUACGAAAGAUUGUCCAUAUUACUUGUUUCAACGAUAGAAAGAGAGCAACAGAUACUGAGGAUGGUAAUACUAGAAAACGAGGUAAAUUAGCAUAAUAUAUACUGUAUUCACAUAUAUACCUUUUAUUUUUUUUUUAAAUACAAGAAAAUUUACCUAAUUUAUUUUUGACCCAAACAUUUUAAGAUGUCAUCCCAAACCUUGGCUGGCUUUUGGGAAGCAUCAACACCAUGCCAGAUACCAGUCUUGGUAUAGUAGUCAACAAUUGGUUCGGUUUGCUUGUGGUAAGUGAUCAAUCUCUUCUUUAAAGCUUCUUCGUUAUCGUCAGAUCUUUGAACCAAUGGUUCACCAGUAAGAUCAUCAGUCAUUUCCUUCUUUGGUGGGUUGAACAACUUGUGGUAGGAUCUACCAGAGGCAGGAUGGACUAAUCUACCAGUAAUUCUGGCAACUAAUAAUUCAUCGUCAAUCUUCAAUUCAACAGCACUUUGUAAAGGAGUCUUUCUUUCCUUCAACAUAUCAUCCAACUUUUCAGCUUGAGGAAUGGUUCUUGGGAAACCAUCCAAAAUGAAACCUUGAGAACAUUCCUUGUUGUUUUCCAAUUCACUCUUGAUCAUAUUGACCAUGAUUUCAUCAGAGACUAAUCCACCUUGGUCCAUAAUCUUCUUAGCUUCAACACCAAGGGCAGUCUUGGCAGCAACUUGAGCACGUAACAUAUCACCAGUGGCUAAAUGACAAGCACAGAAUUUGUCACGCAAGUUUGGAGCUUGAGUACCCUUACCAGCACCUGGAGGACCAAUAAGAACCAUACGAAUGGAUUCUGGAACUUCUGGGAUAAGACCAGCUUUCUUUUCCAAUUGUUGGAUACGUUCUUGCAAUUUGUGAACGGUUUGUUUGAGUUCUUCGACAGACAUGUUUGUAGAUGAUUCAAUCAGU